Messenger RNA from Sorghum bicolor (sorghum), 1072 nucleotides. RefSeq lists its product as uncharacterized. NCBI's taxonomy places the organism in Eukaryota, Viridiplantae, Streptophyta, Magnoliopsida, Poales, Poaceae. The record is from RefSeq and is a predicted model, not a curated record. Gene Ontology annotation, cellular component: plasma membrane. The coding region runs from base 244 to 894 and encodes 216 amino acids. The transcript has a single exon.
UGCGUUCCAAAAAGUGGUGCUCUUCAAAACACACUCUCGCACGCUGUAAAACAGAUCGAGCAGACAUGGACCGAUGUACAGCACACGUGUGUUACUGUCGCCAGUCUACUGUAUGAUUGUAUCACUAUCUAGUAUCUACCCUGUGGUGUUAGCUCGAAGUACAUAAGCAAGAACGCACUUCUGUGGGCGUGCCAGAGCUCGACAACGCCGGGUGCACGAGCGAGCCCGCCAAGCCGGCCAACCAUGUCCGAGUCCGGCGGCGUGCCGCCCGAGCGCGACAGCCCGCCCCAAGGCCCCAAAAAAACCCGCAGCCGCCGCCGGCGAGUCCUCCUCUGCCUCGCCUUCACCGUCCUCAUCCUGCUGCUCCUCGCCGCGGCGGUCGCCAUCGCGCUGCUCGCCGUCCUCCGCCCGCGGGACCCGGUCACGGAGCUGCUCUCGGUCAACGCCACGGGCGUGCUCCCGAACGUCGUCUCGCUGCCGACCUUCUCCGUCCAGCUCAACCUCACCUUCCUCCUCGCGGUCCGCGUCCGGAACCCGAACCCGGCCGCGUUCCGCCACGGCGCCGCCACCACGUCGCUCUACUACCGCGGCGCCGCCGUGGGCUACGGCGAGGUGCCGGCCGGGACCGUGCCGAGCCGGGGCGCGGCCACCGUCCGGAUGAACAUGACGGUGCAGGCCGACCGGGUCGUGGCGGCCGCCGGGAUCGGGGGACUCAUCGCCGACGUGCUCGCCGGCGAGAUGGAGUACGAGGCGAGGACCGAGGUGCCGGGCACCGUCAAGCUCCUCGGCUUGGUGAAGCGCAGCGUGGAGGCAAGAUCGGUGUGCCGCGUCGUCAUCGGCGUCGCCGACGUCAGCGUUCGGCGCCAGGAGUGCGACAACGAAGCCAAGCUGUGAAGCGUCUUGCUUGAUCUCGGCGAUCAUGCAUAUGGUGUGCGGUGCCGUGAGCACGUACCGUUCGUGAACUUGUACAUGUACUAUAACAUACACGCGUGUAUUGUCAAUUUUUUUAGGGAGAAUAAUUGGGUGAAUAGCAGUCUCUGUUCUCUAUGGACCUCCACAUGUUCUACUUUAC